AUGCUGCAUAGAGAGGCCCUCGUGGCAAAAGAUGCAGCGGAGGCAAUCCCCAAGUUCGACAUGGUGGACGGGCUGAUCCGUCAAGUCGCAGAGUAUCUCGGCCGUUCCAGCCCCUGGCACCAACGAUUUUUGGAGCUGCAGGAACUCUUCACGGCUACAAAUCUGGAGCUUCAAAGCAUUCAUCAAGUCCGCUGGCUCUCCAGGGGUGAUGCCGUUCUGCGAACGGUGACGGUCUUCCCUGCGCUCAUCGUCAUGCUGUUUGAGUGGGACAAAACUCUGUACGAGCUCGCCACCAGCUACAGGUUCCAUUUCUUGUUGUUCUUCCUUGCAGACGUGCUCGAGCAGCUGGACAUCUUGAACAAGUCCUUCCAGCAGCGAGAGGUGAGCAACAAGUCCUUUCAGCAUGUGCUGCACUUCUCAUGA
Closterium sp. Naga37s-1 is the source of this 423-nucleotide messenger RNA. NCBI's taxonomy places the organism in Eukaryota, Viridiplantae, Streptophyta, Zygnematophyceae, Desmidiales, Closteriaceae. The record is from the annotation of a GenBank genome assembly.